This is a messenger RNA of Xenia sp. Carnegie-2017, 3000 nucleotides long. RefSeq lists its product as uncharacterized. The coding region runs from base 294 to 2801 and encodes 835 amino acids. Lineage: Eukaryota; Metazoa; Cnidaria; Anthozoa; Malacalcyonacea; Xeniidae. The transcript has 10 exons. The record is from RefSeq and is a predicted model, not a curated record.
UCAUCAACAACCAGCAAACACAUGGUUACAAACGGGUAACAAAAUAGACAUUCAUUAUAAAAACAGCUUGUAUAACUGGUCAAAGAAAAUUGUAACUAAACUAAAAAUUGAGCAAGUUCUUUGGGUAAGACCAAGCAUUGUAUGAACGCAUUCGUAUCAUGUCGAUUUGUGUAAAGCAGUUGAUAACACGCAAUGUCGUUGUUUGAAGCCCUUGUAGUGUUCGUGGUAUACAACAUUUAAUAUCUUAUCGUACAGAAAAAAAUGAGCACCCUCCGUCCUAUGUAAAAAUAUAUAUGUUUUCUAUCACUAAAAAAUGUAAAAGGCAGAUAUUGGCUGUCGUUGCUAUUUGCGUUUUGUACAUGUCUCUACGAAGAUCUUCUUUCUAUAAACGAAAAAUGCAGUUUAAAGUCCCUCAAACACUUAUCAUCCACGAGAAAGAAAGAUACUUUAGCGGAGUCACAAAUGAAAAACAACAAACAGACAGCCAUACAAUCCUUGUUGAUACAUUGCUAAAUAUCGAAAGAAAAGGUGUGUUCCCUGACGACGAUCCAUGCCCAUAUUUGGGAGUACGAAAGCCGAUGGAAACAAGCCAUUAUUCAAACAACUAUUCUGAAUUUUCAUGCAAGCCACACAGACCAGCUUAUAAAGAUUGCGCCCUUGCGCAGGAAAUAUACGGUUCUGCAGGCGAACUACCCACCCAGCGCUGCGAAGAACCAAAGUUCGAGGACAUAUGCGAGUUUCAAGUGAACGAGACCGCAAGGGAAUACCAACUGGAAUGUGAUUGGUCCAUUUGCAACAAGGAAAAAGUAAGCGUUGGAGAAAUGAGCUCCAUCCACGGCGAAGUGAUGCACUGGCAACUGGCACCAAACAACACGGAGGUAGAGGAAAUCAUCCAUCGCAGUAUUGAAAAUGGUUUUAACUUCAUAUUUUUUAAGUGUGAAGGUCUUUCACAAGUUUUAAUGUUACCGAGGCCAAUCAGAUUAUAUAAAAACGAGAUGAAAAGUCCCAAAAUAAACGUAAAUAUCGUAUUGAUUGAUUCGAUAUCAAGACCGCACUUUUAUCGGUCGAUGCCAAAAACAAUCAAAGCGUUUCGUGAUGUUGUGUACAAUAAGAGUAUACCUGCAACAAUUUUGGAUUUCGAGCAAUUUCAAAGUGUCAGUCAACAUACAAUGGACAACUGUAGACCACUAUACUCCGGUGUGACCUCAGGUGUGUAUGAAGAGUUCAGCAGUGAAUGGCGCAAAUCAGUUAAACCCCUUGGUAUUCAUGUGUUAUUCGGAGAAUACAAGCAUUCUGGAUAUCAAACACUGUUUCAAGAAGAGGGAUGCUGGUAUGAUUACUGGGGACUUAUGCUGACGGACGUAGAACGUUUUCCUACACCAAAGGAUAGUGAGGGAUUCAUCAAGAGAUGGAGCGAGUUACAAGAAAGAUGGAAGAAAUACUACAUAGAUGACUUUGGAAUGACGCAUUUCACAUGCGAAGUGACUAAAAAAUACGGUCGGACGAACGACUUAGAAAAACCGGCACAAGUUUGUUUCAACGGAGAUUUCAUCAGCACAUACUUCCUUAGAUAUCACCUCGACUAUCUCGAAGCCCUGAAAAGACAAGAAGGUUCGCUUCCUUUCCUUCACUAUUUACAUCUCGUCACGGGUCAUACGUCAUCAGGCAAACGCAUUCGCAACGACGACGUGGGUCUGGCAAACUACGUGACGCACCUCGCGAACGAGCCAAACACGCUGACUAUAAUUUUAUCUGAUCACGGGCACACGAGAACAGCAUUCGCCAAAAGUGUGGAGGGUCGCUUCGAACUAUCCAAUCCUUUGAUGUUCAUGAUUCUUCCGGAAAACGUCGCCAAAAUACUCCAAAAUGAUAAGGUUCAUUCGUUGGUCGAGAACCAGCGACGACUAUUUACGACUCUCGAUAUUCAUCUUAUGCUGAUGUCAUUGAAUAAUCCAGUCAAAUAUAGUUCAGACAACUACCGUAUAAAUGGUAUUUUAUCCAUUUUGCCAAGCAACAGAACUUGCGAAAACCUUCCGCUCACCCCCCUGACAAGAUGCAAAUGUGAUGGCUGGGAUCAAAAAGUACAAGACAAUUCUCAGCGCCAUAUGUGGCUGGCGGAGUUCGCCGUGGGAAAGUUAAACAACAUCAUACAAGAUCAGUUUAUGAAAGGUAAAACGUAUGGAGGCUACGGAUCUUGUUUACGACUGAGAGGUCUGGGUACCAAGAAUAACAUCGAAAAACAGAUGGACAACAAGAUAUGGACGACGAUGGAUCUAUUGGUACAAUCAGCGGUACCUGGUUUAGUCGACGUAUUUCAAGUACUAAUAGAAAUACCUCUACUCCCAGAUAAGAAAAAUUCUUCAGCAAAAAUGAUCAGAUUUGAUAGACAUACUUUAUACAACAGAUACCAGCAUUGUGUCGACGAGGCAGUCGAUAUAAGGCUUUGCACAUGCGCAUCAAAACAUUCCGAAGACGUUCCGACCGCGAGAGCAAAACUGCGAGGAAUGGCGACGCGCAACAUGUUCGGUGCAAAAACAGAAAUAAAGAAACUCGAUAAAAACUGCUUGCAGUUGUUGAGUCGCAGGCACAAUUACAGUAUAGCUUACGAGGUAGUGAACUAUUGUGACAAUAGCUACACUUUCAAAGUUGAUGGCACUGCAUUCAACAUGCUACUGACGGCGAAACUACCAUUGAAUAUGACUGUGAUGCCGAGAGCUUUAUAUUUUUUAUUUUCGGCGACAAGAUACGUGGUCAACGAUAGUUUUUUGGACAUCAAAACGACAUACAAAUUGCUUGAAUAAAUUUCAUGCAAUCGGAAAAUGUUCAGUUUAUGUUAUAGUAAAAGACACUUCUCGACUGUGAUGAUUGGUUUACUGUAGUGCUGUUUAUCUGUAAUUGCACGGUAAAAAUGUGUAAGUGAAAGUGUAAUUACACUUUAAAUACUACAAGCUAAUUAACUGAAAAUUUUCAAUUCAAAUAAACAAAUAAUAAGUCCACCAA